UGCUUCAGACGCCUUGUUGUCCUCGGAAGGACCCUUAUUCCAGCAUGGCGGCGUCCAUGGCAGUGUGCAGUGUCCUCCGCAUCUCCGUCGGAGGAGCAGCACCGCUUCGUACUGUCUGGGGAGCCGUUCAGGUGUCUCACUUUACAACUCGAGCCUCAGCUGCUUCCCUCCAAAGACAUCCUCCACCUCCACUCUUCCCUCCAACAGCAUGGCAGCAAACCAGGCAUGGCAGCUUCUUCAACAAGUUGACAGCAGAGGAAUUGUGGAAAGGUGUGUUGGCCGAGUCCGGUGCCGGAGCCCGAAAAGGUCGAGGGAAACGAACCAAACGUAAACUCAAGAGAGACCUGAACCGAGGACAGGUCAUCGGAGAAGGUCGUGGUGGUUUUCUGUGGCCCGGUCUGAACAGUCCCGUGGUGAAGGACGGUACUGUGCAGAAUAUGAGUCGAAGAGGUGACGCUGAGCAGCAGGAGAUCCGAGCUGAACAAGUGCGUAGGAGGGAUGAGUGGGAGAUGAAGAUGAAGACGAAGGUGAAGAGGGAGAGAGGCUGGACGGGAAACUCCUGGGGAGGCGUCAGUCUGGGGUCCCCCGACCCUGGACCCAACGGAGAAACCUAUGAGGACUUUGAUUGUCGUGUCAUUGAGGUUAAGAGUGUGUUCAACAUGACGGCCAAGGAGGGCAGGAAGAGGUCCAUCAGCUGUUUGGUCGCCGUGGGGAACGGAAACGGAGCCGCAGGCUUUGCGUUGGGUAAAGCACCCGAUAGAUACACAGCUCUGAGGAAGGCCAAGAACAGAGCCAUCCACUACUUGUACUACAUAGAACGAUACAACAACCACACCAUUUAUCACGACAUUCAGUCCAAGUACAAGAGGACGACGCUGCGCAUAAAGAAGCAAAACGAAGGUUACGGUCUACGCUGCCACCGAGCCGUCAUCACUCUGUGCAAACUGAUCGGCAUUAAAGACAUGUACUGCAAGGUAGAGGGAUCUGUCAACCUGCUCAACAUCACCAGAGCCCUCUUCACUGGAUUAGCCAAUCAGGAAACCCACCAGACGCUGGCCGACAGGAAGCACCUCCACGUUGUGGAGUUUCAGUCUCAGCGAGGUCCGCUGCCGAUGGUGGUGGCGAGUCCCAAAGAUGGAGCUCGACCCGACCCGGAGUCCAAGGACGAGAUCCCGAACACCCGGCUGCACUGGGACGACGUUAAAGCCGUGCAGGGAAGCAAACGCUCGAUCUGGGCCAACGUCAAACACACCAUCUGGUAGAGGUGGGUCAGUGUUUGGAUCAGAAAACAGAACAGGUGAUUGGACCGAUGGAAACCAGGAGAGUCAUUGGAGAUCUGACUUUUGACUCUGGAGCAAGAACAAUUUGUUUUCGUGAGAAUCUCCACGUCUGGUAGAUUCACUUUGUAAAUGUCAGUUUUGUCAACAGAGGACUAAAGCUGAAAAUGUUUCUGAAUAUGGUGAGAUCGUAACAUCUCAGAUACAUCCUGUAGAGGCCCAGAGCGCUACGAGUGUUGAAAACAUCCUGAUCCAUGUUGCUAAAUACUGUAUGUGCUAAUGAAAUAAAGUAUAAACCUUUACAAACCA
Messenger RNA from Amphiprion ocellaris (clown anemonefish), 1586 nucleotides. RefSeq names its product mitochondrial ribosomal protein S5 (gene mrps5). NCBI's taxonomy places the organism in Eukaryota, Metazoa, Chordata, Actinopteri, Pomacentridae. The record is from RefSeq and is a predicted model, not a curated record. Gene Ontology annotation, molecular function: structural constituent of ribosome; RNA binding. The transcript has 12 exons. Gene Ontology annotation, cellular component: ribosome. The coding region runs from base 45 to 1262 and encodes 405 amino acids. Gene Ontology annotation, biological process: translation.